Bipolaris zeicola 26-R-13 is the source of this 2346-nucleotide messenger RNA. RefSeq lists its product as uncharacterized. The transcript has a single exon. Bases 1 to 2346 code for a protein of 781 amino acids. The record is from RefSeq and is a predicted model, not a curated record. NCBI's taxonomy places the organism in Eukaryota, Fungi, Ascomycota, Dothideomycetes, Pleosporales, Pleosporaceae.
AUGGCCCAUCCAAUGCCUAUACCACAACAAACUCAAUACCCGGGUCCGAUGCCUCAACAUCAUCAAAAUACUGGGCAACAGCGACAUGCCUCAAGCGGACAACACCAGAGCUUUGGGCAAAAUUCUCCAAGAGAGACUGAAGAUUUUCCCUUAGAUUCCAUCCAAGCCCCUCUUCUCGUAUCAUUCAUAUUAGAGAGGCCCAGGAACGACAUCAGCUGGGAAGAUGUUGUCCCCGAGCAACAACACGUCAGAGCUCAUGACCUCAAAAAGGAGGUACUGAAGUUUCGACGUAACUACAACAACGUCAAAAAGGCUUUGGACGAAAUAUCCUCUCCAAACUGUCGCAGAAUCAUCAAUGAACUGGUCGAAGAGCAGAAUGUUUUCCUGACCAAACACAACCCGACCAUGGAGUACAGGAUCGUGAGUCUGAUAAAGAAGUUUCGAGAACGCGCCUCUUUGACGCGCCGCGAGAGAUACCUGGCACGUGUGGACAUAAUCUUGGAAGCAGAAGACUCUGGCCUCCAAGGUACAAAGACGGGAGUUGGAAUGGCUAGCGAUAAACUUCAAGAUUCCAACCGGGUCAAGCAGGGCGAGAGUCUUCCACAGUUCCAGGGUCGAGUCAACAAUCAAAGCCAGAAUAUGCCAGCACCACAACAGAUGCCUCAGCAGCGACCUCAACCUCAUGGCCCGCAUAACGUGCCGCCUCCUCCACACCCUGAGCUAACGCGUGGUCAGCCUCCUCCUCUUCAUGUUGUUAAUCCAGGCAACAUUCAUAUGCCGAUGCCCACUCCCCAUGUACCGCCUCCACUUCCACCUCAACCACAUCUAAGUGGAGGUAUGAACGGGCAAACUCCAGUAGCUGGCCCACCUGCGCCGCCGCCACCGCCGCCACCACCACCUAAUGGAGGGGCCCAUCCAGUUAUGUCAGGACCUCGCGGGCACCCACCACCAAUUCAGUCACCCUUACCGCAGGGUCUAUCAGGCAUGCCCGGCAGUUACCCCGAGGCUAUACCAAUGUCAGUACCAAGGCACGUACCAGGUCGUAGGCCAGGCCCGAUCAACAAGACAAUGGACCCCGAGUUACCUAGGAGCCAGCAAACCAAGCACAGGAGCCACAUGGAUACAUCCAGUUUAUACUCAGAGGGUGAAGUUAGUUGGGAAGAUGAGUCGGAGGGUUCUAGCUUCGUCGACAUCGACAGCGACAUGCAUAGGGAAAUGCAUCCGCGCGAACCCGAACGCGGACGACAUGCUAAGGGGUCAAGAAACAAUCCGAGACAUCGUAUGCAUAGUAGAAGCAAGCGGCAAAGUCGAAGUCGCAGCCGGAGUCACCUACGCAGAGGCAUUCACCAGCAAAAUGCACGGCAACCAAUGCGGAGACAUCGGCCCAGUAGUGAUAUUGACGAAGGAUACACUGGCAGACGUACCCCAGACACACCAGGUUCGAGUUCUCCUCAACCCGUACGUGCGAAGCUCUCUAGUCAAGCGCCAGCGAACAUUCACAUCCACAUGAACACAAACAGCACUGCAGAUGACAGAACACGCAGCGGCAACGCCUCGCCCACCAGCCUCUACAGUGAGAAGAGGAUGCCAGGGAAAGUUUACAAUUCACACGACGAUAUGUCCGAUGCAUCAUGGGAUCGCGCAAGCGGUACUGGUUCCUGGCACACCUCGUCUGUCCACACGGCCGAGGAUAAUAUGUGGGACGCACCUUCUCGGCCUCAGCCUACAAAGCGUGAGCACAGCCAGCGCAAGCCGACUUUUGCAGCGCGCCCAAACGACGCCUUUGAUCCCCAGCGUCGAAGCCCCAACCCCAACACUGCCGAUCUGCGCUCCGCACAGAGACCCAGAUACCUCAGGGAACCAAGCAACGAGCACAUGUCCACUUGCUCAUCCAUGCGAGAGCCCAUGCGAGAGCAAGAGCGGGACCGCGAGUACCCAUCUUACCCCGACGACCAACACCCCUACCCUCCCCGUCCGCAUCUCCCGCACCGCCGCACCACCCCAGCACUGCCCCGUACCCAACACACCAACAACCCCUUUGCUUCACCCUUCCCUCCUGCCCCUCCUAAGCCCGCCCGCACCGCCUCUUACAAUCCAGAUGUAUAUGAUCAUGCGUACUCGCCGGCCCAGCCGCGUAGGAGACAGACAGAAGCUGCACUGCACGAUGAGCAGAUCAAUCUACGUGACUUGCGCGAUGCGCUGGAGUGGGCGCGCGAGAAGAAUAAAGAGAAGGAGAGUAUGCAGUCGGUGAGGUAUGGAGAUGAUGUCUCGCGCAGGAGGAGAAGGGAUUCUACCAUGGAUUAUGAUGAUGAGUGGGAUUUUGAGAGAAGUGGUGGUGGGUACUAA